Molecule: messenger RNA, 897 nt
Organism: Fonsecaea pedrosoi CBS 271.37
Lineage: Eukaryota; Fungi; Ascomycota; Eurotiomycetes; Chaetothyriales; Herpotrichiellaceae
Exons: 1
Coding region: 1-897 (298 amino acids)
Source: RefSeq, a predicted model, not a curated record
AUGGAGAGUGAGAACGAGGAAGGAAUUGAGACAUUGUCGGCCUCUGGCUUCCGUUCGAAGGUGCAGGAGACACCUACAGGAAAGCUGGAUUUCCGAACAUAUGGAUGCGACGGGCAGGUAUCAUUGAUUUCGCCGCCUGAUUCAGGCUCGAACCGCAAAUUCGGCUCAAAGGUCUUCUCGCACGAGCAAUCAACUUUCGACCCCUCUCCAUCUACCUCGUUCGCCAGUAUCCCGCGCCCAAGUAUCUCGACGACUUCGGGCCAUCAGAAUCCGUCACAAUGGGAACUGCGCUCCCGCUCAUCGAGUCCGUCAUCUCUUCUGAACAGUCAAACCAACAGAAGUCGAGAACAAAGAAAGUCGAAGUUCCUAGAUCGCAUUCGGCGGAGAAGAGACGACGACAGAUCCGAACAGGUCGGCGAGCAGGUGUUGCGAAUGGAUUUUGUCAAAGAGAGGAGGGUCUGGGAGAGAGAAAUGGCACGCAGAGCUGCAAUGGAGGCUGCUCAAGAAGAGGAGGUGGAGAGCGAAGAUGACGAUGACGACGAUGAAGAAGAAGAACCGGAGCUAAGCCCGACGCACGAAUUCGAGGAAGAUGUCGAAGUGGAUGAGUUGAUACGGCAAUAUCAGCAAGAGCAACUCCAAACGGUGAAGGAUGAUGAAUUUGUGGUCGAAGAUGCCGAGGACGAAGAAUAUGAGCGAUUGUUUAGAGAGAUGGAGAUCCUGUCUCAGCACUCGCAGCCUCUAUCGCAAAACCUACCGGCGUCUCAACCGCCACGACCGGAAAAUGAACGAGUCAUCGGUCAAACGAGUCUGCAUACAGCGCAGACUUCUCUUCCUGGCGAGCCUCCGCUGCCGCAGCAUGGGAACACAUUAAAUGAUGAAACGAUGGAUCUAUCUUGA